CUUUUGCGGUAAGGCGAACCCAGAAACGCGCGAUAAAGUGUCCAUGUCGAUUCCGUAAUUCCGUGUGUAUUUGAAUUUAAAAAUGGAACCGAAUUUAAAAACUUAUAAAGACUCAAUGACGUUGCAAGAUUGCGAAAAGACGAAUUUGACGACACCUUUUUCGAUAAACGAUAUUUUGACAAAAGAGAAUGAACGGUGCGAUUUUGAAAAUGGAAUGUUUUGUCAGGAUGCGAGUUUUGGCGGGAAGAUUUUUAUGGGGAAAACUGCCAGUUGUUACAACAAAGAAGAGUCGGCCAAAAAAGAAGUUUUGAAAUAUUAUGACGACUGUAACGGCUAUAGAGAUUAUAGCGAUGAUGGAGCUUUGGACAUGUCCAGGAAGAACCUUUAUCCAGUCACAGAACUUUCAGAUGACUACGACUCCCGUUCAUCCAACACGGGAUCUCCAACACGCCGGAACUCUCCCAGCUCGGACAUCAGCUACAAGCCCUUCAACCUCCACUACGAACCUCGAAAAUGUUCCACUCCCCCCUCCUCCGGCGACCCACGACUCAUCGCCUCACCAAACUUCACCAUCAGCGAGUACACCCAAAAUGGAGGCCGUAAAAAGCGAUCUCGCGCCGCAUUUUCCCACGCACAAGUAUACGAACUCGAGAGGCGGUUCAGCCAACAAAGAUACCUCUCAGGACCCGAAAGAGCCGACUUGGCCGUCAGUCUCAAACUCACGGAGACACAAGUCAAAAUAUGGUUUCAGAACAGAAGAUACAAAACGAAACGUAAGCAGUUGCAAAUGCAAGAAAACGGAAUGUUGGCGGCAGCAGCGGCGGCGGCCAACCACGCGAGGAAAGUCGCCGUAAAAGUAUUAGUCAAUAACAAUGGACAACCGACUUUAUCAGAUAUGAAAGCGUAUCAAACUCCCAUGUUAGGGAAAACUAUAAAUCCAGCACUUUUUGCCCCACCUUUACUAGAAGGGUCACCGAUUCUAAAGCACUUUGCGGGAGUUUACGGUGUAGAUUUCACGAAAAAUCCUGAAUACAAAGCGUUACUACAAGAAUCGUAUAAUCAGGCUGUUUUACAAUCGCUCUAUGGUCCACAUUUAGGCGUAAACUAUCCAAAUUUACCUCUUUCGUAUAUGUACUACCCCGGACACCCAGCGUUUGGAAUGCCAUUGCCAUGUGACUUAGAUAGAAGCCAGACUGAAAGUAGGACAGACAGUAUAAAAGAAGCGGCGGAACAAUCAGGAACGAAUAAAGAAAAGACGGUAGAAAAAAGUAAAACCAUAGACAUCAAUGAAAACAGUAAUGAAAGUAUGGCCAGUAACAUUGAAGUGGAAAAUUGAAAUUCGAUAAUAGAAUUUCUUAUGCAAUUAAAUGAUGUUCCACAAUCUUUGUAUAGGAUAAUGAUGGUUCGAUAUUAGAUUGGUCUGUUUUUGCGGCGGCGAUUACAUAUUUUAGUUAAAUUUUGUUGCAAAAAAAAAAACCAAAUGUUGCUAGAGUUAGCCAAAGAUUUUGAUUUAGCUAGUAGAAUUUUUAUUGUUUAGCUGAUUACGUUGUAGUUGUAAAUAAUGUUUAAGUGGUUGAAUAAAUGUUCGUAGUUUAUGCAUUGGCACGUAUGUAAAUAGUACAAAAUUAGUAAGAGUCUAAUAAAGGUGCAAU
Molecule: messenger RNA, 1652 nt
Organism: Amyelois transitella
Lineage: Eukaryota; Metazoa; Arthropoda; Insecta; Lepidoptera; Pyralidae
Product: homeobox protein bagpipe
Exons: 2
Coding region: 83-1336 (417 amino acids)
Biological process (GO): regulation of transcription by RNA polymerase II; cell differentiation
Cellular component (GO): nucleus
Molecular function (GO): DNA-binding transcription factor activity, RNA polymerase II-specific; RNA polymerase II cis-regulatory region sequence-specific DNA binding
Source: RefSeq, a predicted model, not a curated record